Polistes dominula (European paper wasp) is the source of this 1044-nucleotide messenger RNA. It is a transcript of the gene cib, whose product is annotated as thymosin beta cib. NCBI's taxonomy places the organism in Eukaryota, Metazoa, Arthropoda, Insecta, Hymenoptera, Vespidae. Gene Ontology annotation, biological process: actin filament organization. Gene Ontology annotation, molecular function: actin monomer binding. The record is from RefSeq and is a predicted model, not a curated record. Gene Ontology annotation, cellular component: cytosol.
CACUAACGGAUCGGUCGGCGUGCCGUUUAGUUCCUGUCCUUACAAUUUCAUCUGGCUUUCGUGUAUUCUCCUACUCCGUCUCAAGUCGUAGCAGUGACAAUCGAAGACGUCAGAUUAAAGAAGCUUAACGCAGCAUCAUGUCAAGUCCGUCGUUAAAAGAUUUACCAAAAGUGGCGCUAGAUUUAAAAAGCGAGCUGGAAGGUUUCAAUCACGGAUGUAUGAAGAAAGCUGAAACUGCGGAGAAAAAUGUUUUGCCAUCUGCAGAAGACGUGCGACAAGAGCGACAACAUUCUGAUUUGAUUCAUGGUUUGGAAAGUUUUAAACAAGAUCAAUUGAAGCAUGCAGAUACAAAGGAGAAGAUUAUUUUACCAAAUGCGAAAGAUGUUGCAGCAGAAAAAACUCAGCAAACACUGAUUGCUGGCAUCGAAACAUUUGAUCCAACUAGUUUGAAACGUACUACUACUCAAGAGAAGAAUCCGUUGCCUGAUAAAGAUGCUAUUCAACAAGAAAAGGGAAAGCAACAAUUGAUAUCUGGAAUCGAAAAUUUUGAUACAGCGCUACUUAAGCAUGCAGAAACGCUUGAAAAAAAUCCAUUGCCUACCAAAGAAGCAAUUGCUGCUGAAAAAAUAGCUGCUUAAGAAGAUCAUCGGAAUAAUGAAGAAGAGCAAAAAAAAAGCAGCAGCAAUUUGUCAUUUCUUCCAUUUUCUAUAUCAUGACAUUGUAUAACAAUAAUUCAUACAUUACCAACAAAAAUGUGAAUGCGAAACACUGUGUUAAUGUAAUCUCAUGAUUAUACUUAUACUACCGUCACAAACGUUCCUUCUGGCGAUAUCUAAACGCAAUAAAUGGUUUUCUAUUAUGAUCAAGAAAACCCUUAGAUAUUAUGGCGAUGCGAGUCCUAAUAUUUUUUCUCAAACUAACUUGAUUUUAGGCUCACAAUACGCUAUCAUCCAAAUAUUUUGAUACUCGUCAAAGGAUGUACUUUUUAUACUAAAAAAAAAAAAUAAAGCUGCACGCAAGUAAAACUUUAUUUUCUAUAGCAGC